This is a messenger RNA of Penicillium arizonense, 822 nucleotides long. Its product is annotated as ubiquinone-binding COQ10-like protein. Gene Ontology annotation, biological process: cellular respiration; ubiquinone biosynthetic process. The record is from RefSeq and is a predicted model, not a curated record. Gene Ontology annotation, molecular function: ubiquinone binding. The transcript has a single exon. Bases 1 to 822 code for a protein of 273 amino acids. Gene Ontology annotation, cellular component: mitochondrion. NCBI's taxonomy places the organism in Eukaryota, Fungi, Ascomycota, Eurotiomycetes, Eurotiales, Aspergillaceae.
AUGCGACCAUUUCGCAGCGUGCGACUCCCAAGUCGCCCAAUCACACCAAUCACAGGGCACCAAAAUGUGCCCAAACAACAGCAAGCCCACCAAACGCUGCACCCUCGAACAAUAACCACAACCCAACGACCCAGCCUGACACGACCUCUCCCCUCAAACAAUGCCACCAAACCAACAACAACAAACAGGUCCUUCGGCCUCCCCUCACUAUCAUCCUUCCUCCCCUCAAACGGCGGCAGUAACAACAACAACAACUCCCCCCACCGCGUCCUAACCGCAACCCGCAACCUCCCCUACAACCCAACCCUGCUCUUCAAAGUAAUCUCCUCCGUGGAGUCCUACAGCCAAUUCCUCCCCUUCCUCACAGCCUCAACGGUCACAGCUCGGGACCCGGCGACCAACGACCCAACACAAGCCUUCCUAACCGUCGGCUACGGCCCUCUCAGCGAGACCUUCACAUCUCGCGUGAUCUGUGACCGCGAGAAACUGACCGUCGAAGCGAAGAGUGGGUCGAAGUAUGGGACAGAGGGGGCUGACCCCCAGGCUGGGAAGGGUGCUUCGUCUUCGUCCGGGUUGAGCGGGUUCUUCCCCGGUGCUACGGAGGGUAUCUUUGAGUAUCUUUCUACGCGAUGGGAGCUUGUGCCUAUUACGCCUGUUGAGGCGAAGGGUCGGCCGUUGACCAAGGUUAAUCUUGAGGUGCGGUUUGAGUUCCGGAGCCAGAUGCACGCUACCCUCAUGGGUGCUGUUGAGGGGCAGAUGGCUGGUGUUAUGAUUGAGGCUUUUGAGAAGCGGAUUCGUGAGGUUGAGGGGAAGGGAUUAUGA